AAUGCCAGUGUCCUUAGCUUCCAGGAAGCCCAGUCUCUGGUAUCCCGCUCCCACUCGGCAAUUUCUCUGCAAGAACUCCUAUUUGCUUUUAUUCUCAACUUGGUUGCUUAUCCCCAAGAUUAAUUAAAUCCUAUCGGCUUUUCCUCUACCCAGCAGUAUAUAGCUAGCCUUUUCUUUCUUGCUCGCAAACAACUCUAAACUUCAUGGCAAAUACUAGCGUAUCCAAGCCUUCUAAAUGGCUCCCCAGCAGCCGAGGUUUCAAGCUAAUAAGUCUCCAUUGCAUUGGCUCAAAACCCAGAUCUUCUCACUCAAAACAAUCCAGGCCCCCAAAAGAAGAAGAGCUUCAGAUAGUUUUUCGUCACUUCGAUAGCGAUGGAGAUGGCAAGAUUUCAAGCGAGGAACUUGGUGCUUAUUUCACAUCCGUAGGAGUGUCCAUGUCACCUGAAAACGUUCAAAGAGUCAUCAAAGAUUUCGACACUGAUGGCGACAACUUGCUGGAAUUUAAUGACUUCGCUCGAUUGGUUGAAGGAGACAACAGCAUUGAUGAUGAUCUUAGAAGGGCUUUCGAGGUGUUUGAAGGAGACGAUAAGGGUGGUGGGUGCAUUACAGCAAGAGGGUUACAAGGGGCAUUUAAUCGUUUAGGAGAAGCAAAGUCUCUUGAAGAAUGUGUAGCUAUGAUUAGAGUAUUUGAUCUCGAUGGCAAUGGCGUACUUGAUUUUCAUGAAUUCCACAAAAUGAUGACUUGAUUUAGUUCUGCUGUAGUUUGUGCUAGAAAUAUCAAGAUUUUUAGACCA
Molecule: messenger RNA, 794 nt
Organism: Hevea brasiliensis (rubber tree)
Lineage: Eukaryota; Viridiplantae; Streptophyta; Magnoliopsida; Malpighiales; Euphorbiaceae
Product: probable calcium-binding protein CML41
Exons: 1
Coding region: 204-746 (180 amino acids)
Molecular function (GO): calcium ion binding; enzyme regulator activity
Source: RefSeq, a predicted model, not a curated record